Messenger RNA from Scatophagus argus, 4008 nucleotides. It is a transcript of the gene adam17a, whose product is annotated as ADAM metallopeptidase domain 17a. The coding region runs from base 96 to 2696 and encodes 866 amino acids. Gene Ontology annotation, molecular function: metalloendopeptidase activity. The transcript is spliced from 19 exons. NCBI's taxonomy places the organism in Eukaryota, Metazoa, Chordata, Actinopteri, Scatophagidae. Gene Ontology annotation, biological process: membrane protein ectodomain proteolysis; Notch signaling pathway. Gene Ontology annotation, cellular component: plasma membrane. The record is from RefSeq and is a predicted model, not a curated record.
AUGUUUUCCAUUCUGCGCACUUCCGGGUAGCUCAGCUAGCCGACUAUCUUGUGACAAUGACAGUACCAGCAUAAGGGCUGACUGAGCUUCUGAAAAUGAGGAGCAUAUUAUUAAUUGUCUUUCUGGCUACUAGCUGGGUCAACGGUGCAGUAAGGUCAAGAGUUACUACGGAGGAGAUUUAUGAAGAAAACCCAGAGUUGGAUGCUCUGAACUCCAUCCUAUCAGAUUUUGAGGUACUGCCACCGUCAAGCGUCCAGCUGCACUCCGUAAGGAAAAGGGACGUUCACACCCAUUCUCACCUGGAGCGUCUGGUGAGCUUCACAGCCCUGCAAAGACAUUUCAAACUUUACUUGACCACCAACACGGGUCUUUUCACCGACAACUUCAAAGCUGUGUUUGUUGAUAAACAUGGGAAGGAGGAACACUACGAUGUUCAACUUCAGAACUAUUUCACUGGACAUGUUGUUGGAGAGGAGAAUUCACGUGUGCAGGCACACAUAGAAGGAGAUGAGUUUUCUGCUCACAUUCUAACUGAUGAAGCAGAAUAUAAUGUAGAGCCCCUGUGGAGGUUUACAGACUCCCCAGUUGAUGGCAGGGUGCUGGUUUAUCGCUCAGAGGACAUCAGGAAUCUGAGUCGCCUUGUAUCUCCAAAAGUGUGUGGUUACGUCCAUGCAGAGGCCAAGGACCUGCUGCCGCAGACUGUUAGGAGUGAUUGGGAUGGACAGGAGGAGAUGGACCAGAAAACAGGCCACCACCACAGAGAGAAGAGGCAGACUCACGAUCACAGGAAGAACACCUGUCCACUGUUGCUGGUUGCAGAUUACCGCUUCUUUGAACACAUGGGACGUGGACAAGAGAGCGUCACUCUCAACUACCUGAUUGAGCUGAUUGAUCGAGUUGAUGACAUAUACAGAAACACUACUUGGAAUGAAGAAUUCAGAGGCUAUGGAGUGCAGAUCCAUCAGAUCAUCAUCAACAAAGAGGCUACAAAGCCUCCUCCUGGCUUUGCUAACACCAGCUGGGUCCACUACAACAUGGAGAACAGCCCUGUGGCCGGAAGGGAGGUCUGGGAUGUGAAGAGACUUCUGGAGCAAUUCAGCUCAGAUAUAGCUGACAAUGCCUCCGUUGUGUGUCUGGCCCAUCUGUUCACCUACCAGGAUUUUGAUGAGGGCACGCUGGGGCUGGCCUAUGUAGCCCCCUCCAAACCUCAGGCCCUGGGUGGCCUCUGUCCAAAACCAUACUAUCCAUCUCACUCUGCAAAGAAGCCCAGUUACCUCAACACAGGUCUGACCAGCACCAAGAACUAUGGCAAAACCAUCUUAACAAAGGAGGCAGAUUUGGUGACCACUCAUGAGCUGGGCCAUAACUUUGGAGCAGAGCACGAUCCUGACAACAUCCCCUACUGUGCUCCCAGUGACGACCACGGGGGGAAGUUUGUCAUGUACCCCAUCGCUGUGAGCGGAGACCAUGUCAACAACAAGCGUUUUUCCAGCUGCAGCAAGACCUCCGUGGGAAAGACAUUAAGUUUCAAGGCUCCCUUGUGUUUCAAGGAGAGGAACAGUAAGGUAUGUGGGAACUCCAGAGUAGAGAAUGGGGAGGAGUGCGACCCUGGGCUCCUCCACCUCAACGACGACCUCUGUUGCUCAUCCGACUGCAAGUUCAAACAAAAUGCACAGUGCAGCGACAGAAACAGCCCCUGCUGUAGGAAUUGCAAGUUUGAGCAAGCAGGAACAAGGUGCCAGGAAGCGAUUAACGCUACCUGUAAAGGCAUAUCAUCCUGCACAGGCAACAGCAGUGAAUGUCCACCUCCUGAAAACGCUAAAGACAACACAACGUGUGUUGACAAUGGCCGGUGUCUCAAUGGAGAGUGCAAUCCUUUCUGUGAAGCCAUGCAGAACCUUCAGUCCUGUGCCUGCAACGAGACGGAGCACUCCUGUAAAGUGUGCUGCAGAGGAAAAGAUGGCACCUGCUCUCCUUUCAUCCAGGCCAAUGGCAGUUUCCUUUUCCUUCGCAAAGGAAAACCCUGCACUGUGGGAUUCUGUGAUGAGGGCGGAAAGUGCAUGAAGCAGGUGCAGGACGUUAUCGAGAGGCUGUGGGAUUUUAUCGACAAGCUGGACAUCAACACAUUUGGGAAGUUCCUGGCUGAUAACAUAGUGGGCUCUGUUGUGGUGUUUUCCCUCGUCUUCUGGAUUCCUCUCAGUAUCCUUGUUCACUGUGUGGACAAAAGACUUGACCAGCAGUAUGAGGAGAACACAAAGUGCUUCUACCAUCCUCCAAGUAGUCAAGAAAUGCUGAGCAACCUCGAGUCAGCGUCCAUGCACAUCGUCAAACAUCCUCAGCUUCCCUCCUCCUCCGCCGGCCGGACCGCGCCCUCCUCCCAGCCCCAGCAACCUCAGCAGCAGAGCCUGGUCGAGGCCUCUCUCGCGGCCAGCAGCAGUACCCAGGCCCCCGGCCUGAGCUGCGGCCCCACCCCGGACAGCGCAGGGGGGGUGCGGAUGGCCACCAUCCAGGAGGACACCAGCAGCGGCUCUCACCUGGGAGAGGAGGGCCUGUCGGACGAUUUCACAACCGCAGGAGCCUGCUCGUCGGUUACGAAAUCCUCCUACGAGGAUCUGACAGAGCAGAGGCAGUCAGCCAGGGACCGGCGGCGCCUCAAGAGGCAGGACUGCAUUGACUCUAAAGAGACAGAGUGCUAAGAGAAAAUGACAAGUAAUGAUAUGUGUUUUAGGGAACAUGACAAUACGUGCCACGUUAUAUACAUUUUUCUUAUCACAAACAGCAAGUGUUGGAAGGUAAAAGCAUCAUGUUUUGUAGGCCAUUGAAGAACUAAAGACAACAUUUCUGCCAAUUCUAGAUGAGAAUAUUAGUUAGUCGACUGUUACUUUUUCUUGUAAUCUAGUGGCUAAAUCGUUUCUUAAUAUGCACCUUUCUUUCCAAGAACAAAAAGACGAAUUACAGUGCUCUCAACACUCUGAUCCACUACAACUAGUGUCAGUCAGUGUAAAAAAAAAAAAAAAGUGGGCUAUGAUGGAGGUUCAUACGUUUAGAAUACAAAGCAUCAUGUUAACAGAUUCAGCCUUGCAGCACACAGUGUGUCCCUACACACACACACACACACACACACACAUACCCAAAGUACUGUCUCACCAGUUUGCUCCACUAACCGUUUUACAAUUGAAUGAUGUAAUAUUAUCUGUGUUGUAAAUGUUAUUUUUUUCCUGUAAAAGGAAGCAUUUCAGUGCGAUAUGUUAAGCAGUGAACGCUGCACUUUGAUCUAAAAAUGACCUGAAUCUGUGUCAUAAUUGCACUUGAAGUAUUUUUCACAUCACUGGAGGAUUUAAAUAAGUUGUAUACAUGCUCUUACUGUGCUGUGUGUUGUCAUUGGUAUAUUUAAAAAAAAAAAUGCAGGCUUGUAUAUUUUAACCCCUUUGUUCUGGAGAUGCAGCAUUUUUAAUACUGUGCAAGGAUCGAAUGAUGGCCUCGAGCAGUAUUACACUUAUUUCAUUUAGUUGUCUUGUAUUCUCUGUGUGGUUUGAUCCUUGUAGGAAACAACAUGGUGCCUUUUAAGAUUUUGUGCCUAAAUGUUCUGAGCUGUCUUACUUUUCUGUGAAAAAGAAUCUGGACAAUCCCAAAUUUAGUUUUAAAAGAACCUGUCUGAGGUGCUUGGACAAUAUUUUUCUGCUUGGUUGUCUGUCCCUGUCCCAAUGUGAAUUAUGCACCUCUUUCUCUUAUUUGUCACACCCCUGUUGCCUGCUGUGUCACAAAAAUGGUGAAAUAUGUAUUUAACUGUAGACGGAGAAGAAAAAAGACUGUAGCUAACAUUGAUCAUACUGGAUGGAUGUGAACUGUUACACAGCUAGGAGAUAUCGCGUGUGAUUCAUUUUGAUGUGUAUAUUCUUAAUGUUUCUAUGCAUACAAAUGUCCACCCUUGAGUUCUUUUUUUUUUAAGUUUCUUGCUUGUAUUACCCACACACAUCUAAAAAUAAAAAUCUUUAUUGUGCAUUUCAA